Messenger RNA from Closterium sp. NIES-65, 1650 nucleotides. The record is from the annotation of a GenBank genome assembly. Lineage: Eukaryota; Viridiplantae; Streptophyta; Zygnematophyceae; Desmidiales; Closteriaceae.
AUGAGCGGGAAGAUCAUCGAGGGGGUGGCAGCCACCAUCACAAAAGCGAGCGAGGACGCCGUCGAGAAGCAGCUCAAGCAGGUCGAGGAGCGGCUGGUUGCUGCGGUACUGAAGGGUUUCGAGAAAGCCAUCAUGGAGGACAUGUUCUGCUCCACCCUCCCACCUGAGACCAUGAAGGAGCUGAAGGAAAUUGUGAGGGAAGGCUACCAUGAAGCCGAAGCAGGCAGGUUGGAAGUCCUCACCGAAGCGAUGGCGAGAGGUUUUCAGCGCUCGGCGGGCCCGUCGACGAGGUCGCGUCAGGAGGGUGUGGGAGGGGUUCGCAGCGGGGCUGAGCCUCGAGGUCACGAGCGGUCGGUUCCUCCGUCUUCUUCGGUGGGAGGACAUGUCGGCAGCCCGGUUGGAUCCCCACCGGCGCGUGGCCGUCAUCCCGUCGCCAAGCUCGUCGAAGAAGUCAUCGUACUCGACCAGUCGGCCCUCCCGAAGACCUCCGUAGCGGCUCCGAUCGAUCCACCUGAUGCGUUUGCUUCGAUGCGGGACAUGCUGCAAGGCCUGGGGAAAACGGGUGGGAAAGGAGUGGUCGCGGGGGAGAAAAGUGGUGCCCCGAACGAGCACGUCGCCUCGACCGGGAACAGAGCCCUAGGAAUGCGAGGUGCCUCUACCCCGUCAGGCGGCGGUGCGGGGAAAGGAGCGGGAGAAGCAAGCGCUGGGUUGCUGUCGAAGACUAAAGCGGCAUCAGCUGCGCACGGCAGUGGUGCUGGCCUUGCUGUCGGGCUUGUGGGAAACUGGGCGUCUUCCUCAACCCCUCCAGUUGCUCCUGUCGCCGCUGCUCCGUCCCUAGGCAACGUUUGCCUUAGCGAUCCGGGCUCCCCUUCAACGUCGAAGAAGAAGCCGGCUGCGACGAAGUCUUCGAAGCGCGCUGCACACGCGACAGAGAGCCUUGACGUGGUGGAGCUGGCCAGCGUCCCUGGUCAGGCGCCUGUCGAGAAGACCUCUAUUGUCGUUGCUGCUCGACAGGAAAAGGCGAAGAAGGCCAGGGUCACGGGUCACACCCCACCUCCUCGACUGGACGACCAAGGCAAGACGAGAGGCUGCAAACGUCCCUUCAAAGGACCGGGUUUCGGGUUGCGGAAGGGGAAGCCGGUCGCGCGGCUUGGCCUGAAGCACGAGAAUCUGAUUUACCCGGUCCCGAAGGGCAUGGCGGCGACACCGCACAUGAUGGCCAUCGCAGCAACUGUGGCGAGCUUGUGGGCGGCCUGCAGGAAGUUGUCGAGGGAGGAUAUUAAGAAGGAUGCCCUAGCUGCCGCAAACGCGGCGAUCUACGCCCCGGAGAGUGCAAAGAAGGCUUGUGUGGCUGCCAUGUCCGCACUCGUGUCCAUACUUUUGCACGUCGGCAAGACGUUCCCGGCGAAGCAGUGGCCCGAUCACCUGUAUUCGUCGGUUGUCGAAGGUCUCGGCUCGACGGACGCCAUACUGCUGCAGAUGCUGCGCGUGGCAGCACAGGUCUGUACGCAAUGGUGCUGCUGUCGAGCUGCUGCCCGCUUGCUGGAGGACGCGGGCUAUGGCAGCCUGGCUAUGCCAGAAGAAAAGAGCAAGGCGAAGCAGGGCGACGAGGAUGCAGCUGAGACGGAAACGGGCGGGCAAGGGGAGUAG